AUGCCGAAAAAAUCGAGAAAACGAAAGUUAGCGAAGAAUGAGGUGAGCUUCCAAAUCUUUGAAAAACAAAACACAUUUGUUGCUUUUUCAGAGUUCUGGUGAUGAGAAUCAAACUAGUUGGUUCGAUUUACCGUUGGAAAUGAGAGAGCUGACUAUAAACGAAAUGGAUAUCAGAACUCGGUGUAAAUUUGCGCAAUGUUCGACAAAAUGUGAAGAUGAAGUGAAAACAUCAAAGGACUUCGUGACAGCGAUCAAAAUAGGCAGAUGCCAACAUCCACAAAUUCAUAUCGGACUCGGUCGAACACAUUAUCAUUAUUGUUUGGAAUUUAUCGAUAUUCAUGAGUUAACUGAACCUCAGAUAAUUGUCGUUUAUAAAACGUAGGUUAUUUUUAGAAUACAGGGUGACAACAAAUUAUAGCGACAAAAGUAUAUGCUGAUCUGACAGUAAUCACGCAGCAAUUUUUUAUGAUUUCAUUGCUCAAAUUUUCUCAAAAACCAUCAUUUUAAAGUUCCUAAUUAGUAUACUGACUUGUUUUUGAUUAUGAACACAAAAAAUUUCACAAAGUUGGAAAACGAUGGUUUUCAAAUUUUCGCUUUUUGACGAUUUUUUAAAUUUUCGAUAUUUUAUCAGCUAAUUGUUUCAUGUCUGUAAGUAAUAUUUCAUAACUAUAGUUUUUAGUUUAGGUAAAGUAAGUAUUGGAGAAGGUUCAGCACAAAUAUUAUUACAGCUACCCGACUUUCAGACUUUUUUAGAUGUGGUUAUAUUGAACCACCACUUGCGAGUAUCACAAUUUCAUUUUUCGAUAAAAUUGAAAGCUGGGGAAACAAUUCCAAUAUUUGUAAGUAUGAAUGAUUACAAAUAGUCUGAAUAAUAUCAAAAAUUGUCGAAAAAAAUUUUGAGCAUAAAUCCUCUUCAUUAAUUAGAGUAAUUAACGGAUAAUCAGAGUCAACUGAUGAAUUUCGAGAAAUCAUGAUUUUUGGAAAAGUUGCAUUUCUUUCAAAAUUUAUGUUUGAAAAUAAUAUUCGUGAUAUAAAAACAUUCACUAAACACCUUUGGAACAAUUUGAAACAUCAACAUCGUUGAAAAAAAAUUAUUGGGACGUUUUUUAAUUUUGACUUGAUUUGAAAAUUCACAAAAUUCCGAAAAUUCAUGAUAAUUGAACCCCGGUGGAUUACUCAUUUGAACAUCAGAAAUUGUUAUAACUGUGAAACAGUGUGUAUUAUGAUCUAGAAAAACUAUUUUGAGCAAUAAAUAUAAAAUUUAUCAGCCAGGGAAAAUUUUUGUUGAACAAAGUAUCUAGCGAGUACGGAAAUAUUUUUCAAAACUCUUCAAAGGUCAGAAAAAAUAUUGUGAACCUUCCGAGAACUCUUGAUAUUUUUUCUGCGUAGUCCUGGAUAGUCAGGAAAGUCUCAAAAAAAUUUUCAUAGAGAUCGGUUAAGUACGACAGUCACCAGAGUUAGUGGAAUUUGUCGCUAUAAUUUGUUGUCACCCUGUAAUUUUCAACACGGGUUAUUUAUUCGAGUCUCGAAUUUCGAGGUUUUUAAAAACUAUGUUUUCUAAUAGAAUUUUCUCCUAACAACUUUCUUCUUUUUUACUAGAAUUAAAAAAAAAGUCGUACAAACAUUAUAUUUAUCUAAUUUAUUUAUUUGUUUCGUAAAUUUCUAAUUUUCAGAGUCUUUCGACAUUCUGAUUUCUUCAAGAAUAAUGGUAAUCACAAAAAAGAUGUGAAAUGGAUGAAAAUGGAAAGUGGAAAAGCUGAAGAAGUUAGAAUGAAAUAUUUGAAUGAUUUCGUUGAAAAUUAUCGGAAAACAAUUGACACAUUCGAAAUAAACGUAUGCUUUUUUUUGUUAAUAACCUUCAAAUAAAUGUUUUUAGGAUCAUAAAUAUUCAAAAUCAAAUUUCGAUGUGAAACGAUUGGCGAAUUUGAAGCGUGUUGAAAGUAGUUCAGAAGAUAUCAGAGAAAAAGGAAUAAUGGAAUUAUCACAAAUUAAUAAAAUUGAUAUGUGCCUUUUGGACAGCACAAAAUUUACAUUUGAAGAAGUGCUAGAUUUCGAAGGAUCAUUUUAUCAAAUUGAAUCGGAUGAUUUCGACGAAGAAAAUAUUGAGAUUUAUUUGAAGAUGUGGAAAAAUGGAGAAAUUCAUAGAAACAUGGAAUUCCUCAAUGUUAGUUCAACUACUCCGCGAAACGAUUUGAAUUGUGAAAGACUUGCAAAAAGUGUUGAUGGUUUUGAUUUUUAUGAUGAAGGUGACGAUAUGUGAGUUUUUAUUUUCGAAAUUCACAGUAUUUCAAAUUUUAUUUUCAAAGGUUUACUUUUCGUUUUCUUUUAAAUUAUGAAAGAAAAUCAAAAAGUUAUUGCGAAGUUAACUAUUCUUCACACUAUUUUACUGUUCAAAUUGAAUCAAACGGUUACGACGAAGUUAUAAAAAAUCGAGAAGCUUUGAUCGAUUGA
This is a messenger RNA of Caenorhabditis angaria, 2451 nucleotides long. The record is from the annotation of a GenBank genome assembly. NCBI's taxonomy places the organism in Eukaryota, Metazoa, Nematoda, Chromadorea, Rhabditida, Rhabditidae.